UCGACGGAUGGGUGGUGCUUGGUACUGUCUUCAUAGUCUACUCUUAUCGCUGAAUUGAGCGGUUAGAAAAACACUGAUAACUUGUAAUUUGUUUGCGAAUGAACUCCAACGAAAUGUUCUCUUUUCGAAGUAAAUUUUGGUGAAGUGGCCUCUUUUUACUGCAAAUUCGAAUACAUUUCAUCCUGAGGCAUCAAUAACAUCUCCAAAAUGAAUUACAAAAAAACUUCCUUAUUGAUUUUACUUGCGUUGCUUCAACAUUACACUUGUGACGACGAUAUUCACAUCGAAAAAGACUUUAUUAUUGUAAAAGGUGUAAAUUCUUCGUUUCAACAACUUGUGGAUAUAUCAUCUUUAAAUAAAUCAGAUUUAUCGGUGUGCUCGUCUCAGAAUUCGUAUUACUGCGUCAAAUGGGAUGGCUACGCUCAAUUCAACGUCUCUAAGCAAGAUAUAUGUAAAAAUUUCGAAUAUAAGACGACUUCAACUGACAGUCUGAAAGUAAGCUUCGACUUGAAAAAUACACACGUUUACGGUGGAGCUGAAAAGAGAACUCAGUCAUGGCCCAUAGAAUCAUCGACCUACUCUGCUUUUCCCUUCGUUUCGAGUAAAGUCGAAGAUCAAGCAGUUUUAGAACCAUUUUGGUUGUUUUCCGAUGGCAGUUAUCUGUUUAUCGAUAAACAAACUCCGUUAUUCAUCUCGAUCAACAAAAGUGCAAAUACAUUCACAAUUAUAGCGGAGAACAAAGAUCCGUAUUUCAAGAAAAAUCAAACCGUGCUGAAGUACAGAAUAUGUAAACUACCUGAUAUGAAAGCGGCUUAUUUACACGCUGUAAAUAACGUUAUCCAAAGACCGCACGUUAUACUCGAUGUGGACACUAUACGUAAACCAAUCUGGUCAACGUGGGCUGCGUACAAAACUAACAUAUCUGAAAUAGUAGUAAAAAAUUUCGUUGACGAAAUUUUGAAACGCGAUUUUCCCAUAAGUCACGUAGAAAUAGACGAUAAAUGGGAAACCUGUUAUGGUAGUUUGACCGUAAACAAGACUCGGUUCCCAGACUUGAAGAAGUUCACAGCGGAUUUGAAAAAACGAAAAGUCAAAACCACCAUUUGGGUUCAUCCAUUUAUCAACGUUGAUUGUCAACCGUUCCACGACGAUGCCAAAAAGAACGAUUAUUUUGUAAAAAACGACGCGGGCACUACUGUAAAAUGGUGGAACGGCAAAGGUGGUUAUAUAGAUUUUACUAAUCCGGACGCCUAUGAAUGGUUUAGAAAACGACUCGAAACUUUGAAGAAUUCUACCGGUAUAGAUGCUUUUAAAUUCGACGCCGGUGAAAGUGAUUGGGCUCCUGACAGUCCAGUGUUUAAAACCCCCGAUAGCGAUUAUCCAGAUUCGUCGUUGAAAAAUUACAUCAAAUUAGCAUCUAGUUUCGGGAACAUGGUUGAAGUUCGAGUUGGUAAAGGUACUCAGCAGUAUCCGGUGUUUGUUCGGAUGAUGGAUCGUGACAGUACUUGGGAUCAAAGCGCCGGACUGUUGUCUUUGAUACCAACGUUACUUCAAAUGAAUAUUAUCGGAUAUCCGUUCGUCUUACCUGAUAUGAUCGGAGGUAAUGAGUACGAUAGCGAAGUUCCCGAUCAAGAAUUAUUCAUAAGAUGGUUACAAAUAAAUGUAUUCAUGCCAACGUUGCAGUUCUCUAUUCCUCCUUGGAAUUAUGGUAACAAAACUUGCGAAAUCGCCUUAAAAAUGCUUAAAAUACACAAUAGCUUUUCCAAUCUCAUACUGCAGUCGAUGAAACAAUUCGUCAAGAAAGGUAUUCCGGUCAAUCCUCCUUUAUGGUGGAUAGAUCCUAAUGAUAAUGUGACGUACACUAUCGAUUCAGAAUUCAUGUUGGGAGAAGAAGUUCUGGUAGCUCCUGUGCUUACCAAAGGAGCUAAAAGUCGAGACAUAUACCUACCAAAAGGAAUUUGGCAGGAUGGUAAUCAUAAAAAGGAAAAGAAAAUUAAUGGACCUAAGUGGCUGCGUAGUUAUAAAGCAGAUUUAGAUACGCUGCCAUAUUUUAUUAAAGUGAAUUCAGGAAAGCCUUAUAGAUAUGGUGGUUCAUUCGAUUACACCAUAGCUGUAUUGAUAUCUGGACUGGGAGUGAUUUUGCUCAGCGUUGUAGGUUUUUAUGUUUACCGCCGGUUUAAGACAACGGAGAGUGAGACCCUUCAUAGGCCGCUUGUAAACGAGCGUUGAUUAAUUGUAAGUUAUUGUUACCGAAGUCCAUGUGACAUAUCCUGCAAAAUAUUAUUGUAAAAUUAUUUUAUAUUAUCCGUUGAAUAUGGAUUGGAGAUGAUUUUUAGUCCAAAGUGUGAAAUAUUACUCUAUUUUAAACGUACCUAAUAUUAUUGAAAAGUGAUUCAUUUUAUACUUUUUUUUUUUUUUUUUUUUUUUGUUCGCAUAGUUUUUAUCUUUGCUGUGAUGAUUCGACUGAGUAUUUUUAUAUCUAUUACAUGUAUUAAAAUUUUUUCAUUAUAAAAUUUA
This is a messenger RNA of Planococcus citri (citrus mealybug), 2517 nucleotides long. Its product is annotated as myogenesis-regulating glycosidase-like. The record is from RefSeq and is a predicted model, not a curated record. The transcript has 5 exons. Gene Ontology annotation, molecular function: hydrolase activity, hydrolyzing O-glycosyl compounds. Lineage: Eukaryota; Metazoa; Arthropoda; Insecta; Hemiptera; Pseudococcidae. Bases 208 to 2229 code for a protein of 673 amino acids. Gene Ontology annotation, biological process: carbohydrate metabolic process.